AUGAAUUUAAGUGAAUUAAAAGAUAAUGUUUUAGAAAUAAUUUAUGAUCAAAUGUUAAACCAUUUAGGUAUUUAUUUUAUUUUUAAAUUUGAAACUGGUAUUAAAGAAUAUGCAAUUAAAAGAUUCAAAUAUUUUAAAUUUCAUAAUAUUUACAAGCAUCUUCUAGGUUAUGAUUUUUUAUUAAAAUAUUGUCACGGAUUUUUCGAUAAAGAUCAAGAACGUAUUAAUUUUUUAGAAUGUUUAAAGAAAAAUAUGAUCAAUUAUCUGAGGAUAUUAACUUAA
This is a messenger RNA of Hepatospora eriocheir, 282 nucleotides long. Lineage: Eukaryota; Fungi; Microsporidia; Hepatosporidae. The record is from the annotation of a GenBank genome assembly.